This is a messenger RNA of Miscanthus lutarioriparius, 3543 nucleotides long. The record is from the annotation of a GenBank genome assembly. Lineage: Eukaryota; Viridiplantae; Streptophyta; Magnoliopsida; Poales; Poaceae.
AUGGCUGCCGCCGUCACGGAGCUGGAGCUGGAGCGGCGGGUAAUGGCGGCGGUGAAGGCCUCCGCAGAGCGCGGGGACCCGCCGCUUCUCCAGGCCGCCGAGGCCGCGCGCUGCAUCCGCGAGGCCCCCGCCUCCGCUCCGGGCGGCCUCGCGCUCUCGCAGGCGCUGGUGACCAAUCUGUGCUUCGCGCACAACACAGCCGCCAUGUGGAAGCUGCUGGAUCAGGCCAUGUUGUCCCGCCUGGUGGACCCUCUCCACACCCUCGCCCUCCUUACCCCGAGGGUGGUGCCGAACCGGCGGGAGCAGCCGGAGGCGUACAGGCUCUACCUCGAGCUUCUCGGCCGGUACGCGGUGGCCCCUGUUUACCCGGAGCGCAUGGAGAAGGAUAUGUUAGCCAAAUCUAUUGACAGUGCUAUGCAGCUUUCACAUAGAUUUGGUUUUCAACAUUUGGAUUUUGGACAUACUGUUAUUUUGUUUGUGUUGAGUCUUGUCAACAUGCUGAUUGAUUGCAUCUUAGAUGAUUGUGGAUUGCCCAUCACCUCCGCUGAUGAACAUGGCAACAGAAAUGAUAUGAAUUUUAAUGGCAAGGGGAGAUCACUUGACAGGGGAGAUGAGCACCGUGAACAUCUAAGAAGAAAGAAUAUACUUAUGUCUAUUGAAGUUGUUGAGAAGGAUAGACCUGAAAAUUUCAAUUGUCUACUUCGGAAACUUCAUCUUAUUGGUGCUGUUAAAAACAAGAACACUUUGUCUCCGUACAAUCUGCUAGAUAGCUUGAUUAUGAAUAUACAGAAUGUCAUAAGCACGGACUACCAAUUAGACAGGAAAAGGCUUCUGGAAGUUCCUGUUAGCAUACAGCCUUGCAGUUCAGCUGUUUACAGUAUAUUCAGAGCUGGAAAGGGAUCUUGUUGGAUUCCUUUUGACAUGUUUAUGGAGAAUGCAAUGGAUGGGAGACAUCUUCAUGCUAUAUCAUCAGUUGAAUAUCUGACAGAACUAUCCAAAACACUUCAAGUGUUGAAUCGGGCAACCUGGCAAGAGACCUUUCAAGCUUUAUGGAUUUCGGCUUUGCGGCUAGUACAGCGAGGCCCAGAUGCUUCGGAAGGACCAUUUCCUCGUCUUGAUUCACGGUUGUGCAUGUUGUUGGCUAUUAUCCCCUUGUCCAUUGCAACUAUUGUUAAGGAAGAGGUGGGCAAUCUGGAAGGGGACACAACCUCUGUUAUAAGAGGACAAUUAGUGUCUUCACUUCAGAUUCUGAGGCAAUUUUUCGGUCUUCUUUCACCACCUCCAGCAGCUGUACAUUUGGCAAAUACUGCAGCUAGAAAAGCAGCAGUUGUUCUGUCUAACCUGAAAAAUGGGAGUGAGAACAUGUGCAGUUCUUUCAAAGACAGUCCCUCUACUAAAGCAGUUGGAAAUAUGCUACAUCUUAUCGUGGAAGCCUGUAUCACAAGGAACUUAAUUGAUACAUCUGCUUAUUUCUGGCCUGGCUACGUGGUCCCACUUAAAGAAUCCUCUCCAGUUCAGGAGUCUCCAUGGCCAUCUUUAGUAGAAGGGUCUCCACUUAUAGAACUUAAGGACGCCCUUAUGGUUACACCUGCUUCGAGUGUACCAGAGUUGGAGAAAUUGUACUCUUUUGCAGUAAGUGGGUCACCGGAGGAAAAGUUGGCAGCUUCGAAGAUUUUGUGUGGAGCAUCACUUCUUCGUGGUUGGAACAUUCAGGAACAUGUUGUUCAAAUGGUGCUUAAGUUGUUAUCGACAUUCCUCCCUCUGGAUUCUGGACCAGAAGGGCGAUAUGUACAGGACAUGCCUAUGCUACACACUCUUGUAUCAGGAAUUUCUUCUAUCGACACUGUUCAUAUUCUCUCAAUGUAUGGCCUGGUGCCAGAAGUAGCAUCUAUGUUAAUGCCUCUCUGUGAGUUUUUUGGAUCUUUACCUCCAUCUGAUCAUAGGAGUUGUAAAUUUGAAGAGGCUUCUGUGUAUUCAGUAUUCUCAUGUGCUUUCCUGUCCCUGCUUCGCUUUUGGAAAUUUCAUAGACGACCUAUUGAGAAUGCUUUAUCAAGGCGUGGAGUCUCUGUUUGGUCAGAGCUCCAUUUGGAUUUUCUCUUGUUAUUACGUAAUAGUCAUUCUUCUUUGAAAAAUCUAUCUAAUGUUACUCAAUCAAGCAUAUUUAAAUUAGAUACACCAUUUCAAAAGCCAAUGUAUAUUGACUCAUUUCCAAAGCUAAGGGCAUGGUACUUCCAGAAUCAAGCUUGCAUAGCCUCUACACUUUCUAGUGCUUGCAGCAGGACAACUGUGCUCCAUGUGGCAAACAUGAUACUGAAAAUUAUAUGCCAUAAUAAAGUGCCAAAAGGUGGUGUCCUGUCUGUAAAUCUUCAGUCAACAGAAAAUUCCGGUACGAGUAGUUCACCUUCAGGUGUACAGGAAGAUAUGUGCCAGUGGCCAACACUUCCAGCAUGGGAAAUUCUUGAAGCUGUUCCUUUUGUGCUUGAGGCUAUGCUAACUUCAUGCGCUCAUGGCAGACUUUCAUCCCGUGAUUUGGUUACAGGUCUAAGAGAUCUUGCAGAUUUCUUGCCUGCUUCACUUGCUGCUAUUGUCAGCUACUUAUCUGCAGAAGUCACUCGUGGCAUAUGGAAGCCAGUUAUGUUGAAUGGAGUGGACUGGCCAAGUCCAGCUGCAACUCUUCCAGUAGUGGAAUCGGAGAUAAAAGAAGUUCUUGCAUUUGCUGGUGUUCAUAUCAAUAUCUGUCCACGACCACGUUCUGUGAUGCCAAUGCUUCCAUUGCCAAUAGCAGCGCUAAUGAGUUUGUCAAUAACAGUCAAGAUGGAGGAAUUCAGUCACCUACAAGGCAUCAUUGGCCAAGGAAUUGAAAUUUGUACAACAUCUAGUUCAUGGCCCGCUGCACAAAUUAUAGGUGCAUUGUGGUCCCAAAACUUUGUUUGUGAAGAGAUUUUGGAGGUGGUCAUUGAGAGAGCCCAUGCGAUAGCAAAUGCUUGUAGUUCUGAUAGACCUGCUCGUUUGAGAGCAGAUAGCAUCACUUGCAGCAACGAUGCUUGUCAUGCUGGUGGGGUGAAUUUGAUUCGUCUCCUCUACGAGCAGAUUAUCCCCACUCUUCUGCUUUCAGGUGGAGAAGCUAAGCUUGGUUCUGCUGGUCAGGUAUGUAGCAUAAUCGAAGGAUACACAUUAGCCUAUGUUCUCCUCUUUUCGGGUGCAAGCAUCUGGGGAGUCGGAGAAACGUCGCCAGCUUACACUUCAAUAUACACAUCCAAAAGGCAACGGGUUGUUGAUAGACACUUGGAGUUCAUGGCCAGGGUAAUGGAGGGUAACAUUGUGCUGGGCUGUGGCGAUGCCACAUGGAGGUCCUAUGUUCUCUGUUUUGUCAACUUGCUGGUCAACUUUGUGCCCACAUGGAUUCCUGAAGUGAAGCUAAAGACGCUACAGAAAUUGGCAUCUGGGCUUCAGAGAUGGCACGAGGGUGAUCUUGCCCUCUCUUUGCUUGAGCGAGGGGGAACCAAAACCGUGACUUCAGUAGUUGAAUCCCUUUUGCAAUAA